AUGGUAGGUGCCGUGGUGCUCCUCGCGCUCCUACCGGCAUUAGUCACGGGUGCUGGGGAAGGUAACAUCAAAUUAUUAGAAGAUGAAGUAGCAGUAGCUUUGAAAUCAUGCACAUAUCCUGACGACGUCACCAACUCAAAAGAACCUGCAAGUAAGGAACGUCAACGUCGAUCUGAGGACUCUUACGAUGCUUCUCCCAGAAUAGACGAUAAUAUGAAAGAAGGGAACCGAUACAGCCACGAGCGACGGAUUACCAACGACAGUGGUGACCAACUAAUGGUCAUUAAUGCAACUGAUGACGACUAUAGUGGCUAUGGAUCUGGGAACAUGGGAGAAAAACUGCUUACAUCAGUACCACGCCCGGCGACUCCGAGUAACAAUAUAAACAAGAAUAAUAUCAACAGGACCAAAAGAAACGAACCGCUUCUAAACCGUCCCGAUUCGGAUCAGUGUCUCAGUCAAUGUGUGUUCGCCAAUUUACAAGUGGUGGACAGCAAAGGUAUACCUCGAGAAGCAGAAUUAUGGAACAAAGUGCAAUCAUCUGUGACGUCACAACAAUCUCGGUCUGCGCUGCACGAUCAGAUACAAGCUUGCUUCCAGGAGUUACAAUCAGAGGCUGAAGACAACGGUUGCUCCUACUCUAAUAAGUUGGAACGAUGUUUGAUGCUGCGUUUCUCCGACCGUAAGGUUGACGGUAAAGGAAAUGCCAAGAAAUCUUCUACGGAACAGACAGGAUAG
Spodoptera littoralis (African cotton leafworm) is the source of this 738-nucleotide messenger RNA. NCBI's taxonomy places the organism in Eukaryota, Metazoa, Arthropoda, Insecta, Lepidoptera, Noctuidae. The record is from the annotation of a GenBank genome assembly.